Molecule: messenger RNA, 500 nt
Organism: Raphanus sativus (radish)
Lineage: Eukaryota; Viridiplantae; Streptophyta; Magnoliopsida; Brassicales; Brassicaceae
Exons: 4
Coding region: 1-414 (137 amino acids)
Source: RefSeq, a predicted model, not a curated record
AUGGAUCCCGCAGCAGAGAGAAGAGACGCAAAGAGGAACAUUGAGUACAACAACUCAUUAGGCUAUGUGGCGGAUUCAGAGUAUGGUAUUCCAAAAAGGUGUUACUGCGGUGGGAGAAUGAUUGGUGAGGUUCAGAGGAAAGAGGAGCACGACACUCUUCCUGGGAAGCGGUUCUUCACCUGCAUAAACUACGAGGCUGAUGGGCUCCACUACCGUCAGCCUUGGGUGAUUGGUGUACAGGAGGAGAUCGAAAGGCUGACUAGCCGGCUGGAGGAGGCUGAGAAGGUUAUCAAGGAGGUGCCCAUCCUCAAUGAACAGAUCGUGUCUCUAGAGGAACAUGUUAAAAGCCUCUCUGGUCUGCUCGAUGUUCUCACUGUGAAGGUGCAUGACCUGGAGAUGGUCUGCUUCGAUUGAAAAGCAAAGGUCACGGGCUGGAGUUGAAGUUGUAUGGCAGGAAGGGAAUGCACAUGUUUAUUAGCUUUAUGGUGGUUGUGUUUCAC